UCUCACGAGUCAACAUUAAAAUCAUGGCAUAACUAACUGCGACACGGUUAGGAGCAAGAAGACUUGAGUGUAGAAGACAAUUUAAGGAACUACAAACAUUUUAUUACACUAAAUCAUGCUACGAAAGGUGCUGGUUAUUUUUUUUGUUCUUGUAAUCCAUGCCGAAGAUACGACAACAGAGGUAUCCCAAAGUGAUGAAGCGGAGAAAAUACUCAAGAUGUACGGCUAUAUUGCCGAGGGGCAACCUGGAACUGGCUCAUUGGUAUCCGCCGAUGCUGUGACGAGUGCUUUAAAGCGUUACCAGACAUACGCUGGACUCAAACCGUCUGGAAUUGUAGACAAGGAAACUGUAGCUAAGUUUAGAGAGCCACGUUGUGGUAUGAGUGACCAGAAAACGCUUGGCAGGAAAAAGCGAUACGUACAUCAAGGAACCAAGUGGAUGAAAAAGCGGUUAACCUGGAAAAUUAUCCGUUAUUCUUCCAACCCAUCAAGAACGUUGAGUAACGGGCAGGUUCGCAGGACUGUUUAUGAAACGUUACAGAAGUGGAGUGCUGUAGCAGACAUUGAUUUCCAAGAAACGACUUUAAGCGAUGCUGACAUUCUUAUCAGUUUUCGGAGAACAACUCAUGACGACCCCUAUCCAUUCGAUGGGCGUGGGGGUACACUUGCACACGCUUAUUACCCAUCUACAAAUCAAGGCCUUGCUGGUGAUGCGCACUUUGACGACGAUGAGAUAUUUACCCUCCGUACUGCACAAGGCACAAACUUUUACUGGGUCGCACUGCAUGAAUUCGGUCACAGUCUAGGCCUUGAACAUUCUAACCAUCGUGAAGCAAUCAUGUAUCCAUGGUACCAAGGAUACAAAGGUGAUGACGUCGAUUUGAGAUCAGAUGAUAUCCUUGGAAUACAAACCCUGUAUGGUGCGCGGGUCAGAUCUGAAACAACUGCUAUGCCAGAAACUAGCCUUCCUAAGACUUACCUUCCUACGACACAGCCACCGUUUCCCGAAUGCUUCAGUCGAAUACAGGCUGCCUAUUUAGGCAAUGAUGAGCUCACUUACGUCGUUCAUGAGGAUAAACUUUACAAGCUUGGAAAGUAUUUGAGACUUCAACAAGGUCCGGUUCCUGUUGGCAGUGUUUUUAGUGGGGUGACAAAGGUCGAUGCAAUGAUUUUUAAAAAGGAAACUGGAGAGCAGAUAUUUUUCCAUGGUGAUAAGUAUUGGGUUUUCAGAGGCUCCCAAAAACUUUCUGGUCCAAAUCACAUCUCUCGCUAUGGCCUAACAAACGAAAUGAGCAAUCUUGAUGCUGCAUUGAGUUGGAAAGGAAGUGGCAAGCAGUAUUUCUUCAAAGGUGCAAACUACUGGCGAUACGAUGUUGGUAGGAGAAGAGUCGACCCUGGAUAUCCUAAGAGUAUUUCAGCAUGGGGAGGUAUACCGUCAGAUAUUGAUGCCGCGAUGCAGUGGAGAAACAAUGCCAUAUACUUCUUCAAAGGCGAAAAGUUUUACAGAUUUGACACACGAAGGAUAUCUCUCGUGCCAGGAUAUCCAAAAAAGUUGAUGGGUGAUUUCAUUAUUUGUCCUGUGAAAGGAAAGGCAGGUCAAAUAUCUGGAGUUGGCAUGUCUCGGGAUCAGGCAGGAUCGGGUGGAAUAAGACUGGAGUCGGAACGUCUUGUUUUCAUCUUUCUUGCCUUCGUUACCAUUAACAUUGUUUUUUGGAAUUGAUGUCGCACUUACAUGAGAGCACUUACGUCACACUAAAAAUUAUAGGACGAUACAAAGAUAUGAUGAAACAUGUCUUGACAUAUUAUGACGUCAUAACAUAUAAUAAACAAGACGACAUUGACUGAUAUGACUAGGCUGGACAGUACGGUUUAAGAAUGAAGGAAACCAGAAUUAUUAAUUAUUAUCAUAAAAUAUGUAUGUUAAAAAUAAUAAAAUACGUUAUGUUCAACAAUUUUGUUAUAAAUCUAUUAUUCUUAUUUUUAUGAUUAGACAAAUUUUCGUACACUUUCUAAAAUAUUUUCUUGACUUAGUUUAAAAACCUGGAUAGUUUCUUGAAUCCAGAUUAAAAAAAGAGACAUUUUAUAGCAGUGGUAUGAGGGACGCCAAUUCUGCGUACGGGGUAAAGAAGAAAGACUGGAUUAGGGAAGGAAGAGGAUUUAGCAAUAAAAUGGUCAGUAGUUUGUGUACCUGCAUCAUAAAUGCCAUCUGAGAGGCGAUUAAAAUAGAAUUUAUACCAUGGAAAUCCAAAUAUUUUUGGGUCAAUUAGACCCUAUUGUUGUUAGGAAUGAGCCCUACAGUUAUAUCUUGUUAAAGCUAGCUAUAUCUUGCCUAACAUUUAACGUUAUUUUUAUGAUAAUUUUGAAGCUGGACAGUCAAACCUUGUAAUGCCAUACAUUAUCAAUGUUUGUUGCCUCUUGGAAUGGACAAACGCCAAAUGAACGCAGAGAUACAAACGAGCUUUUUCCCCCUCAAGUUACCGAAUAUGCAAAAAUGUUUUUUCUGUAAAAGCCCCAAAAGGCCACUUCGGCCAGAAAAACUGAGGCACAUGUAAAAGUUAUUGCUCAAUGUAGACGCUCCUUUGUAUUGUUGGCUAACUAGUUAUUUUAUAUUGUAAAACGUAUAUUAAGGUAGCUUUUUUUGAAUUUUUUAAAUGAUUUCUUUCAAGCAACGUCAUUUGCUGAAAGGAUUUCCUGUCUUCCUGUCCAGUGAUGCCCUUGCAGAACAUGGAUAUCCUAAUAUAUACCGUAUUUACUCUGAUAUUCCCGCUUCUCUUUUAUUCCCGCCUCUCUAGUAAUCCCGCUUGUACUUCAUAGAUAGUAAGAAUAAUCCCGCCUCCCCAGUAAUUCCGCAUGCGGGAUUGAAACUUUUAAUUGGCAUUUGCUAUUCUUUACACACUUAGUAUGGGUUGAAAAUCAAGUAUUGAAAUUUAUGCUUGGAGUAAAUGGGUUAAAUCACAUGAUAAUGUCAUAGACGGAAGAGGGCAUAGAGCUGUCUUAUUUUGCAAGUUUAUCAAACAUCCAAGUCUGGCGGCAUAAAAAGACGUUUGAUUCUUUGACUUCGUACUACUGUCUAUAAAGCACAAUUUCUGCUCUAUCUUGUCUGUGAAAAUAAAUAUCCCACCCCCCCCCCAUUCAAUGUUAACCCCCCUAUACAUGUUGAAAUUGCAUAUAUUUUUUUCUCACUUGCCACAAUCACGUUUAAGAGACUUUUUUGUUGGAACGGUAUCCUCAAACUAGACUUCAAGGCAUUGAAAAAAUAAUCCCGCCUCUCCAAUAUACCCGCCUCUCCAAUAAUCCCGCCUUUUUUGUUAGGUUGAAACGCUAAUCCCGCAGCGGGAAUAUUAGAGUAAAUACGGUAUGCGUCAUUUCUAUUGUAUACCUUUGUACGAUAUAUGCUUGAAAAUCCCUGGGUAAGCCACCUAUGAUCGAAUCCUUCUAUACCGAGCAAUUAUGAGUGUAGACCUAUAUAUGAGCCAUAAAACUUAAUUUUUGUAUUCUGCAUACAAGAGAAGAGUAGCGCAAAGCAUCAAACGACCAUUUUGCCCAUUUUUCAUUGCUUUAUACAGCCACAAUGUGCAGAAUGCAAGGUGACUGUUUCAUCUUGUAUACCCAAUGACUCUUAUGGAGGACAAGAUACUCGUUUGAUAGUGCUUCAUCUCUUUAUAAACUGUUGUUAAUGGCGAAAUAUUAGCAUCUGGGAAGUACUACAAUCAAAACAUAUCCGUAGAGAAGGUUUCAAUUACCCACAAACCGUAAAUGCACUUUAGAAUACUCCAGGAAAAUUUUCAUGGAUGUAUUGUAACUUAUAUAGACUAUUGUUUGUUUAAGUAUAAAUUAUUGUAGUAUUUUACAAAAUUUUUCCUGUAAGAACUGGAUUCGUAUGGUUUCAUUAGACUGCUCAGUAAGAACUGGAUUCGUAUGGUUUCAUUAGACUGCUUAGUAUUUUGUAGAUAUUUAUUUUAACUUGUUUUUAUUUAAGUUUGGAUUUAGUUGUAUUUUUCUUAUGUUUAUAUUUGGACUUGGAAUGAAUUUGAAUGUAUUAAAUAUGUUGUUUUUAAUAAAAUGUUUUGAAUUCGAAAA
Molecule: messenger RNA, 4080 nt
Organism: Rhopilema esculentum
Lineage: Eukaryota; Metazoa; Cnidaria; Scyphozoa; Rhizostomeae; Rhizostomatidae
Product: matrix metalloproteinase-17
Biological process (GO): collagen catabolic process; proteolysis; extracellular matrix organization
Cellular component (GO): extracellular matrix
Molecular function (GO): zinc ion binding; metalloendopeptidase activity
Source: RefSeq, a predicted model, not a curated record